Penicillium cataractarum is the source of this 1008-nucleotide messenger RNA. RefSeq lists its product as uncharacterized. The transcript is spliced from 2 exons. The record is from RefSeq and is a predicted model, not a curated record. Lineage: Eukaryota; Fungi; Ascomycota; Eurotiomycetes; Eurotiales; Aspergillaceae. The coding region runs from base 1 to 1008 and encodes 335 amino acids.
AUGUCUAAACUCAUCGUCGUUCUAGGUGCUACAGGUGGCCAAGGCGGAUCCAUUGUCGAGUCAUUUCUCAAGCUACCAGGUUGGCGAGUUCGUGGUUUGACACGAAAUGCUAGCAGUGGGAAAGCUAAGGCCCUCUCUGCUAGAGGCGUCGAGGUUGUGGAAGCCAACACCGAUGACCAGGCUAGCCUUGAAAAGGCCUUUCAUGGUGCAAGUGCAAUUUUUGCCUUCACUAAUUACUACGACUAUUUCUUUCAAUUGGGACCCGAGAAGUCUAUGGCUCGAGAGCUGGAACAAGGGAGUAACUUGGCUCGAGCUGCAGCAACCGUCCCUAAUCUAGAACGAUAUGUUUGGAGUACUCUGCCCAACACUGAUUUAGUGUCAAAGGGGAAUGCGGUAGUUCCGCAUUUCCAGGGCAAGGCCAAUGUCGACCUGUUCAUCAAGGAGAAUCUUCCCGAUCUCUACGAAAAGACUACUUUUGUGAUGUUCACAAUCUUUGCGGCAAAUCUGAGCCUUUAUGAGAUUUUCCGGCCGAUCUAUCUAUCCGGUGCCAAAAAGUGGGUUCAAUUCUACCCUGUUCAUCCCGAUACACCGUACCCGUCAAUCGGUGACCAUCAGGUCAACAGCGGUAUAUUCGUUCAAGGGGUGAUUGAGAACCCUCCUCCUCCUGGAACAUAUGUUAAAUGCCAAGUCGAGGAGCUCACUAUCGGCUCGUUUCUUGCUGCUUGGGGCCGAGCCAGUGGCCUUAGCCCAGAGCCGAAUUCUACAACGGUUGUUCAACUCCCAAUGAAUCAAUAUGUCGACAUCUGGGGGGAAAUGGGAGAGGAACAGGCCAGUCAAUGGCGUUUCUUCCAGUAUUUGAAGGACGCGCAGAUUGAUCCCGCCAAAGUCGAAGGGUACAGAAUCGUUGAAGGGAAGGACAUCUUGUCCGAUCAGGCCAAGGCAGCACUGGUGCUCACCGAGGAAGGAAUGAGAACUAUGGAUUGGUCAAGUUAUCGCUCGACCAACUAG